GUCUUCUAUGCUCUUUGUGGGCAGGAGUAUUUAUUCCUUGAGAAGUUGCAGGACUGGCCGGCGAUAGCUUAUAUAAAGGAACAUCGAGAGCACAUGUGCUAUAGCUAUAUAGGGCUACUUACUGUGCAGAACUGGUACUUGCAGGAAAAGGACAACUGCUUACACCUUAACGUUUCUGCGACUUUCAUUUCAGGUUUUAUUUCAUUGGAUCAUUUUCCUAGGUUUUUUGACGUUGAACCGAUUUUUUUUUAUUACAGAGGAUUACGGUCCGGAUCCCUAACCUAGCAGGUGUAUAAAUCACUUUAGAAAGGGCAUGAAGAACUUGAUAAACGUUAAUUAAAAUUUUCACCUUGUACUGUAUAACUGUAGAAUUUUUAAAGCUAAUUGAACAAACCGGUCUUCAUACUUUGAAGACAUAUUCUGUAAUAUUCUUAUAGAUUGUAGAAUUAAUACCGAUGUCUACAGGAAUUGGGACAUUUUCUUUUACUGAUGCAAUUCUUUAUUUUUCACUACCUGUCACAAGGUAAUUGAAGUUGACUCUACCUGUGAACUUUCUUCGGAAGAAAAGUAACUUUUUCUAAAAUUCCUUGCCUCCCGCGCCCCAUAAAAUGGAUUCGUUUCGAGUUUCAGUCAACGGUGUAGUGUACACAGAAGCUGCAGAAAUAUUGAAACCCGGAGAUCCUUUCUCCGGUCCGAUUGAAAACAUCGCUCCCUGGAACUUCAAAUUUCUGGCUGCGUUAAUGUUCAUUGUAACGUCUUUGUCCCUGUCUGAAAACUUUACAGUGAUGCUUGUUACCUUUAGGUUCAAGCAGCUGAGACAACCUCUGAAUUAUAUUAUUGUUAAUCUCUCUGUAGCGGAUUUUUUGGUAUCGCUAAUCGGCGGGACGAUAAGUUUUCUAACUAACGCUAAAGGUUACUUUUUCAUGGGACCAUGGGCUUGUGUUCUUGAAGGAUUCGCAGUUACAUUUUUUGGAAUCGUUGCUCUGUGGUCAUUGGCUGUUCUGGCCUUUGAGCGCUUUUUUGUGAUCUGCCGUCCUCUGGGGAAUAUCCGGUUACGGGGGAAGCAUGCUGCUUUAGGACUGGUGUUUGUGUGGACCUUCUCUUUCAUCUGGACCAUCCCACCAGCACUGGGAUGGAGCAGCUACACUGUCAGCAAAAUUGGUACCACUUGUGAGCCAAACUGGUAUUCAGGGGAUUACUAUGACCAUACAUACAUCAUCACUUUCUUCACAACCUGUUUCAUACUACCGUUGGGUGUAAUAAUUGUGUCAUAUGGAAAGCUUAUGAGAAAGCUGAGGAAGGUAUCUGAUACUCAAGGUAGGCUGGGAAGUACCAGGAAACCAGAAAGACAAGUCACACGCAUGGUCAUUGUCAUGAUCCUGGCAUUCCUGAUCUGCUGGACCCCUUACGCAGCCUUUUCAAUUGUUGUGACCAUCUGCCCCACAAUUCACCUGGAUCCACGUCUAGCAGCAGUGCCAGCCUUUUUCUCCAAAACUGCUACGGUUUACAACCCCAUCAUAUAUGUGUUUAUGAAUAAACAGUUUAGGAAGUGUUUAAUUCAGCUGUUUAACUGUAAUGGAUCAGCAAUGGAUAUGAACCUUAACCAGACUACUGACAGGGGGCCGAUGACUGCUGAAAGCAAUGAAGGGGAGAUGUCUGCCAUAGCUGCUCACAUCACCAUUUCGAACAACAUCACUGAGAAAGCUGAAGAGGAGCAAAGCCAGCAAAGUUCCUUUGCUCAGCUUCCCAUUCCUGAAAACAAAGUCUGUCCCAUGUAAAAGAUCCGCUGUCUGGCCUUCUUCUUUUAGCCCUUUGUUAACCAAGACGAUGUUUUUCCACAGUGGUCAAAUUUGAAAUUGCUGACUGUUUAUUAAUGACAUGAAGUAGACAAGAGCUUAUUACAAUGUUUCAUUCAAAUAAUGCGGUGGGUGAUUUCAGGGAAUGGAAGUGAUGUAUAUGUAUAUAAUAUUAUAAUAAAAGAUCAGUUUUUUUUAAAUGGAAGACUAUAAGUAAAUGGCAAUAAACACAUGCAGCAAAAGAAACUGAAAUUUCUACCUUCCAGCUUUCCAUAUGAAGGAACUAUGUUGUCAAGUAACAUUUUUGUAUCAUGUUCCAGCUUUACUUUACUGCAGAUAAGUUCAGUGAUGACCAAAGCUGUGCAUUCAUUUUCUUUUGUGAUUGGUCUUAAGUCUUGGAAAACAAAGUACUUAAACAGUAGGACCCAAACACUGCACAAAAAUGAGGUCUUAGCUGAAAGUAAGGCCUUUCCAUUUGUAAGUUAUAAACACAAGUUUAUACAUUUGUUCUUGUGAAACUCUAUCAUCUACAAAAGAAAGGUGGUGGUUCUUCAAAAUGAACCUCUAACUUGUGUUUUGUCAUUAUUGUUAAUGAUUUCCUUACCAUCUGCAUUAUUAUAUAAACCUUCUUUUUAAAAUAACUGCAUGUGUUGCCAAUCGAGCAAUUUUAGCAUUUGACUGUAAAAGUACAGUCAUUACGCAGAGAGAACAUUACUUAAAAGUGACAGCUCUUGAUGCAGUGUGGUAGAACAAAGCUUGUAACGGAUAGUAAUGAAUCUAUACCCAAAGCUUUAUCCCAUGACUUCAAAAUAUUCAUAUUCAAAUAAUCUUGCAUACAUGAACAAAAUUGGAAAUAACGUACUUGACUUUAUGUGACGCGUUUUAGAAAAGCUCCAUACUGUAUAUAUUCAACUAUAUGUCAUAAAAUGUACAUUUAAACAUUAAAUACAUUAAAAGUAUAGAGCAGACAUAGAAUUGUUUCACCUCACUCUAGUGUAUCAAGUAAAAAAGCAAUAUUUCAACAACAAAACAAAAUCUAAGUUUAGGCUUGACAGAUGUAGACCAUUACUUGUUUUUGUCUGUGUAGUUUUAUGUAUUUUGUACAUCUAUCAUAAUGCCGUAAAAGGAAUAAUUUCCUCAUGUCUGAAGGGACAGCAAUGCGACUUAAUCCCUAGGACUUCAUAUUUGUAAAAUUAUGAUAAAAUUAUAUGUUUCAUUGUUUUGUCUUGACUGUGUACUAUAACUGCACUGAUAUUUAAAAUUAUUAUUAGCAGCAUGUUGAGAAUGUAAUCCUGUCUUUUCCCUGAAACCUGUAUUCAUAAACUAUAUUAAGCAUGAUUGGAUUAGCUGGGGUCAAACUAAUGAGGAGCUCUCAUUACAAAAUGAAAAUUUGUAUUUUCAUCCAAAUAAAACACUAGUAUA
Molecule: messenger RNA, 3218 nt
Organism: Lepisosteus oculatus (spotted gar)
Lineage: Eukaryota; Metazoa; Chordata; Actinopteri; Semionotiformes; Lepisosteidae
Gene: valopa
Product: vertebrate ancient long opsin a
Biological process (GO): G protein-coupled receptor signaling pathway; visual perception; phototransduction
Cellular component (GO): plasma membrane; photoreceptor outer segment
Molecular function (GO): G protein-coupled photoreceptor activity
Source: RefSeq, a predicted model, not a curated record